This is a messenger RNA of Portunus trituberculatus (swimming crab), 1384 nucleotides long. RefSeq names its product cofilin/actin-depolymerizing factor homolog. Gene Ontology annotation, biological process: actin filament fragmentation; actin filament severing; cell motility. Bases 153 to 596 code for a protein of 147 amino acids. Gene Ontology annotation, molecular function: actin filament binding. Lineage: Eukaryota; Metazoa; Arthropoda; Malacostraca; Decapoda; Portunidae. The transcript is spliced from 5 exons. The record is from RefSeq and is a predicted model, not a curated record. Gene Ontology annotation, cellular component: actin cortical patch; actin cytoskeleton; cytoplasm.
CAAUGAGGGCGUGCGGUGUAAGCCUGGUUAGGGCGUGGGGGGCGCGGAGGAACACAUGACGUCACGCCUAACACUACGCCCCUUAAAGCCUUUUGGUGGCGCGGUGUGUAGUCUGUCCUGAGCUGUGUCAUUUUGGUGUUGCCUAAAGCAGAAUGGCCUCCGGAGUGAAAGUAUCGGAUGAGAUCCACAAGGCGUACACAGACAUCAAAAAGAGCAAGAAGUAUAGGUACAUAAUCUUCCACAUAAAGGAUGAUAAAGAAAUAUGCAUUGAGACGUAUGGAGAUAGAGAUGCGACAUACGAUGACUAUUUGCAACACCUGAGUAAUGUGGGGCCAGAGCAGUGUCGUUACGGCCUGUACGACUUUGAGUACGAACAUGCCUGCCAGGGAACCUCAGAUACAAAGAAGCAGAAGCUGUUUUUGAUGUCAUGGUGCCCAGACACGGCCAAGAUAAAGAAGAAGAUGCUUUACUCCUCCAGCUUUGAUGCACUGAAACAUGCUCUAGAAGGUGUCGGCAAAUAUAUCCAGGCUACAGACAUGGCCGAGGCAUCCUACGAGUGUGUGUUGGAAAAAUGCCGCUCUACAGACCGUUCCUAAGCUUGCGAUGGGAGGCCCCUCACCAGACAGCAGCCUUUACCCCUUUCACCUUUCUCAAGACCCCAGCAGGAAACCGGGGUGUGUCCCGGCGCGGUGAGGGGCCCGUCGGCAGCAGCGAUCCCGUGGCUGCUGCCGCCCUAGUCAUGCCCGGGCCGCCACUGUUAUCAUGCUACCCAAGCAGCAUCAGGGGACUAAUUGUUUUAUACUUGUGAUUAUAUUACUUUGAUUAUUAAAUUGGCUGGUAUGUGGUGGGGUGGCAGCAGCUGUGCACUGAUCAAGCUUUAGCUUAUGUUGGCUGGCUUGUGCCUCCCGCCGAUGGAGGCAGGGCGAGUCUAGCGUGUUCCACUACAGACUCCAGUGUCAUCGGGGCCGCCUGCAGGAAUUAACGUCUGCUGGGGCCUAGCGCCUCAGCACAAUGGAGAGCCCUGGCUGGGAUGCCUUAUGAGCUGCCCCUUGAACACUGUAACAGUGUCACCUGCCGCCACGAGCCGGCCCAGGCGAGUUUAGUAUUACAUGAAGCUCUUCCAUUUGUAUGUUAUGUCAUAUCACAAAUAAGGAAAGAUCAGUCUGCUACUUCCAGUUUUCAUUAAGUAUGAUAAGCUAUAUAUAACUAAAUCAUGUUUCUAGCCCUUUUACAACAUUGGCUGAAACCACAUUUUCUAAUUAAAACUGCUCAAAAUCUUAUGUUGCAUCAGCUGUUGCCCAUAAGGAAUCUACCAUUACUUAAAAGGGUUUUGUAUGAUUUAUUGUAGGAUCAUGUCAACUUAUCUAAUAAAUUUCUUUUUAAU